AUGUUCGCCCAAAUCACCUCAGAUCAAUCAUCCGCACCCUCUAGAGUGGCCCAUCCUCUUGCACUCUCAACUUCACACGUCAUGCCUGUAGACAUCCUGACCUAUCGUUACAAGGACAAGAUGGUGUAUGUGUCCGCUGCGGAGACUUACGAGGAGGCCCUAGACUUUGCGCAGACAGUCUACCCCGAGCUACAAUUAGUGGACCGAAGUCGAAUAACAUUCGAUAUACGCGUGGUUACGGGCUCCAUGAUGAACAACGUUCAGAUAGGAUCGAUGGCCUGGACACAGGUUGUUUCAAACCUGACCAGAUUUGAGGUCAUUGAUGUCGAAGUUGCCAAGCCGCUACCGGCACCUCGGACUGUCAUCGAUCCCCCUCCACAAUACCCCAUGGAUGAGAAAGCCCGUCCUUCUCUGGAUAAGGAGAAAGACAGGCUAGAUCCUAAUGCCAAAUCUUCACGUCACUCACGAUCACCCUCACCUACAUCCUCCAAGUGGACAUCCCUGUUCAGAACCUCUAGCCAUACAUGAUCUCACAAAUGCAUUCUUCUAAUUUCCUCUAUCGCCUCGUUAUGAUUUGACAGCCACAGAAAGGCUCACUUAUACCCCUCGUAGAACUCUUGUUCGAUGGUUCAAAUCUCAUACUUACCGUCCUCUAAUAGUCUUUAGAAGACUUCCUACGAGCUGAACAGUUUUGAAACAGAAGGUUGCUGUGAUAAUAAACCUAACAUUCCUGAU
Heterobasidion irregulare TC 32-1 is the source of this 735-nucleotide messenger RNA. RefSeq lists its product as uncharacterized. The coding region runs from base 1 to 528 and encodes 175 amino acids. The transcript has 2 exons. The record is from RefSeq and is a predicted model, not a curated record. NCBI's taxonomy places the organism in Eukaryota, Fungi, Basidiomycota, Agaricomycetes, Russulales, Bondarzewiaceae.